AUGUUUCAUCAAGUACGAGUCAAAGAAGAAGACCAGGACUUCUUACGUUUUUUCUGGUGGCCUGAAGGAGACUUGUCCCGCGAGAUAGYAGAAUACCAAAUGAACGUACACUUGUUUGGAGUCGUAUCCUCUCCGAGCUGUGCAAACUUUGCUGUCAAGAAAAUUGCUGAGGACUUUGAAGAACAGAUUGGUACGGAAACGGCUAACACGCUGCGAAAGAACUUUUACGUGGACGACUGCUUGCGUUCAGAGGAAACGGAAGAAGAUGCCAUACAGAGAGUACACGGGGUAAUCACCGCCUGCGCAAAAGGAGGUUUCUCUUUGAGCAAAAUAACAAGUAACAGRAAAUCAGUGCUGGAAACGAUUCCCAAAGAAAAACGCUCGGAAGCCUCAAAGGAGAUCGAUCUUGGUGAUGACAUUCCGAUGGAGCGAGCCCUCGGUGUUCAUUGGUGUGUUGGAUCUGAUGAACUUGGUUUCCGGAUUACUCUAAAGGAUAAACCGCUCAACAGACGAGGAAUCUUGGCCACUAUAAGUUCAGUUUAUGAUCCACUGGGAUUAGCCGCACCUGUAAUAUUGCAAGGAAAAAGAAUUCUCCAAGAAUUAUGCAUUAGCAACACCACCUGGGACGACCCAAUUCCUGAAGAAUCUAAGAUGAGAUAUGAGAACACGUCGGGCUGGAGACCCCUCGAUUUGUCUCAUUUUGGACUGCAAAGGAUAAUGGGUACGUUUGUAUACCGCUGA
This is a messenger RNA of Exaiptasia diaphana, 741 nucleotides long. RefSeq lists its product as uncharacterized. The transcript has a single exon. The record is from RefSeq and is a predicted model, not a curated record. The coding region runs from base 1 to 741 and encodes 246 amino acids. NCBI's taxonomy places the organism in Eukaryota, Metazoa, Cnidaria, Anthozoa, Actiniaria, Aiptasiidae.